Messenger RNA from Clupea harengus (Atlantic herring), 1688 nucleotides. Its product is annotated as glucose-6-phosphatase catalytic subunit 1. Gene Ontology annotation, molecular function: glucose-6-phosphatase activity. The record is from RefSeq and is a predicted model, not a curated record. Gene Ontology annotation, biological process: glucose 6-phosphate metabolic process; gluconeogenesis. The transcript has 5 exons. Lineage: Eukaryota; Metazoa; Chordata; Actinopteri; Clupeiformes; Clupeidae. The coding region runs from base 85 to 1155 and encodes 356 amino acids. Gene Ontology annotation, cellular component: membrane.
UUCGGGAUACCAGUGUUCUAUCCCUCAAGGAAGCAACAAGAUAACUUUUUUCCCCUCCCCUGGCAGCAGAGUGUGGAAACCGUCAUGACGACCCUCGUGGAUGCCAUGCAUGGCUAUGGGGUGCACACCACCGAGUACCUGCAGACCAACUACAAGGACGCCCAGGGAUUGUUCCUGUGGGUGUCCUUCGCCGUGGACCUGAGGAACACCUUCUUCGUCUUCUUCCCUCUCUGGUUCCACCUCAGAGAGUCCGUCGGCAUCAAACUCAUCUGGGUAGCUGUCAUCGGAGAUUGGCUUAACUUGGUCUUCAAAUGGAUUCUGUUUGGAGAGCGGCCGUACUGGUGGGUGCAUGAGACGAGCUACUUCAGCGCCGACACAAAGCCACACAUCGAGCAGUACCCCAUGACCUGUGAGACCGGCCCAGGAAGUCCAUCAGGUCAUGCCAUGGGAGCAGCUGGAGUCUACUACGCCAUGGUCACCUCUAUCCUCGCCUUCAUGCUCAACAAGAAGAGGAAGAGAUCAUCCACCAAGGGCAUGUACCUGCGUGGGGCGCUGUGGACCUUCUUCUGGGCCGUGCAGGUGUGCGUGUGCCUCUCCAGGGUCUUCAUCGCCGCUCACUUCCCUCACCAAGUCGUGGCUGGAGUCUUCACAGGCAUUGCUGUGGCUGAGGCCUUUAACCGCGUGCAGUGGAUCUACAGCGCCAGCCUGAAGAAGUACUUUGGCAUCACACUUUUCCUCACCUCCUUCGCCGUGGGCUUCUACCUGCUGCUGAGGGCCCUGGGUGUGGACCUGCUGUGGACCCUGGAAAAGGCCCAGCACUGGUGUGUCAACCCUGCCUGGGUGCACAUGGACAGCACGCCCUUCGCCGGCCUCAUGCGCAACAUGGGCACCUUUUUCGGCCUGGGUCUGGGCCUGCACUCGCCCCUCUACACCGAGGCCAAGAAGAACAGUGGCACCACCUACAGGGCCGGAUGUAUCAUUGCAUCCCUGCUCCUGCUGCAUCUGUUUGACUCCAUCAAGCCCCCAACCCACACAGCCGCCCUCUACUACCUGCUCUCCUUCUGCAAGAGCGCCACCGUUCCCCUGGCAACCGUCAGCAUCAUCCCUUACUGUGUCUCGGGGCUGAUGAGCAUGCAGAGCAAGAAGCAGCUCUAAGCUCUAUGGGAAACCAUGGCAACAAGGGACUGCUCCAGAUCACAUUGUCAAGGCAGUGUUCACCGGUGCUUCACAUUUACAUUUACAUUUAGCAGACGCUUUUAUCCAAAGCAACGUACAAGGGACAGAAUACUUCACAUUCCAUAUACAUCAUAUCCAGAACGUUAAACAAAACAGCUAUAUAUAUUAAGAAAUAUGUAUUUAUUAAACAACUUUUUUCUCUAAACAUACAGUGACUGUUAAGGAUAAUGGCUGAGGGCAUUAAGAUAGCUCUUGCUAAAGAAUGUACUGUUGAAGCCAAAGCAGGCUAUUGAAGGACUAUUUUAAGUCCAGUAGAUGAUUUCACGUAAUUAGAUUACAUGUGUUCAUUUUAGUGUUUUAUUGUACAAUGAUGGGUUUGGCAUCUAAGCCCAACAUUUUAAAUGUAAAAGAUCAAUAUGGAAGGUUAAUAUUUUUUGUAAAUGCUGUUUCUGUAAAAUUAUAUUUUUGAAAUCCCUUCAGGCUAUUUGUAAUAAAAUAUUUUUAAAUACUAA